This is a messenger RNA of Rotaria sp. Silwood1, 2313 nucleotides long. The record is from the annotation of a GenBank genome assembly. Lineage: Eukaryota; Metazoa; Rotifera; Eurotatoria; Philodinida; Philodinidae.
AUGGCUCAGUAUGACAACAAGACAGAAGACAAUUCUGUGACAAAGAAUGCUACAGGCCCCGAUCACACCAAUGAACAUGUAUUAACUUCAAUACGACCCAUACACCACGGUCAACAAGCCAGACAGUCUACACUGUUGAGAGAUGAGCAUCCGAUAACUGUCGACAUUACACCAUUCAAGAACCCAUCAUUAUUUUUCAAUCUGACACUUCGUUCAUUAGGUGUUAUUUUUGGUGAUAUAGGUACAUCACCAUUAUAUGUUCUUAGUACGAUAUUCGAUUUUCAACCAAACGAAGCACAAUGCAUCGGAGCAGUAAGCUUGAUUAUUUGGAGUUUAAUUAUUGCUGUAUCAAUCAAAUAUGGUAUUUUUAUACUUAUGGCUGAUAACUUUGGUGAAGGAGGAACAUUUGCUCUAUGUGGGUUAUUGACAAGUGAAAAAAGUUUUUUGGGUCCACGAAGUAAAAAAAUGAUAAUCAUUGUAUCGCUGCUGGCUGGAUCUCUCUUACUUGGUGAUGGUGCAUUAACACCAGCUGUAUCAGUGUUAUCAGCUGUCGAGGGAGUGGCUGUUGAAGCUCCAAAGUUGCAAAAGUGGAUUGUACCGAUAACAAUAAUCAUUUUAGUUUUUCUUUUCAUUGCUCAAAGAUGGGGAACAUCGAAAAUUGGUGUUACUUUUGGACCGAUCAUGUGCUUGUGGUUUAGUUCUUUAUUUGCAAUCGGUAUUUGGCGAAUAACUUAUAAACCAAGCAUUUUCAAAGCAUUUAAUCCAUGGGAAGCAUUGCAUUAUCUUAUAACCGAAAAGAAAAGAGGUUUCUAUCAAAUCGGUGGCGUCUUUCUCUCUGUUACCGGCCUUGAAGCAUUAUAUGCUGAUUUAGGUCAUUUUGGGCGGUGGCCAAUUCGUUGUUCGUGGUUCUUUAUUGUUUUUCCUGCCGUAUUAUUCAACUAUUUGGGACAAGGCGCAUUAUUAAUCGUUGACCCGACUUUGAUUAGUAACCCAUUUUAUCAUUCUGUUCCACGUUGGGGACAUUGGCCCAUGAUUGUUCUCGCGUCUAUAGCGACAAUAAUUGCAUCACAAGCUAUAAUCACUGGCAGUUUUUCGUUGAUCAGUCAAGCGAUUGGUAUGGAAUGUUCGGUACCAUUUCAAAUAUGGCAUACAUCAAAAACGAUUGUUGGUCAAAUCUAUGUUCCUACCAUAAACUACAUAUUAAUGUUCCUCACUAUUGCUGUCGUUGCUGGAUUUCAAACGGGUGCUAAUAUUACCAAUGCUUAUGGAGUAACUGUUUGUAGCGUAAUGGUCAUCACAACUAUCUUAUACAUGCUUCUUCUUCGCUAUACGUGGCACAAACCAUGGUAUAUUGUUGCACCAUUCAGUAUAUUUCUCAUUAUUGACCUUUACACAUGGUCAGCAAAUGCGAUCAAGAUUCCUUCUGGAGGAUGGGUGGCUAUUCUGAUUGGAUCUGUAUUUUUCAUUCUUGGUUUUUGCUGGUUUUUUGGUCAAUUGCAAUUGCGUCGUUUUCUGAAGAUUCAUGCGCAGACAACCAACCUUAACAUCCUAGUAAUAAGACUUGGCCUAUUGGCGCGACGCUCGCAACAAAACUCCGGAGUUUCUCUAACUGAUAUUCCUAUUAUUGCAACGGCUAAAGAAACUCACUGGGACAAUAUGUCAUUCUCGGAUUCAGAUUCAGAUGUUGAUUUUGAAGCGAAUGACGCCGGAACUCUACCCAGAGUUCAAAGUCGUAUACAAUUAAUACAAAACAUACCAGUAGCAUCACCAUCCACUACAUCUUUCAACUUCGAGUUAAAUAACAUGAAUACCAAUGAUGUCAUUCCGGCUGUAGUGACACCAGGCGUUGCUUGUUUUCUAACAAUGUCGAAGAAACAUACGCCUCAUGUAUUUGAAAGUUUUCUGUCGUAUAUGCACUCCAUACCUCAAGUGAUUAUAUUUCUUAAAAUUGAGCAUACAAAACGAGCGGUAAUCAGAGACAAUGAACGUCUUACGGUGAAAAUCUACGGUGAUAAUAUUUAUCAUAUUACAGCAUUAUACGGCUAUACUGAAUGUCGAAUAAAACCCUACGAAAUUUUAUUACUCGCUCAUGCUCAACAUAAUGUACCGAUACCAAAUAAUGAGUUACAAGUUACAUUUUUUGUUCCAAAUGAAACAAUCAAAGUAUCAACUGUUGGAUGGCGAAGUUGGAUUCGACGUUGGCCAUUGUAUAUUUAUUCGAUCCUAAAAAGUUUGUAUCCGGGAGCAGCAGUGAACAUUAAAUUAAAUCCUGAAAAUACUAUCAGCAUUGGUAUAUUGGCCAAGUUGGACUAA